Amphimedon queenslandica is the source of this 891-nucleotide messenger RNA. RefSeq names its product protein FAM8A1-like. The transcript is spliced from 5 exons. NCBI's taxonomy places the organism in Eukaryota, Metazoa, Porifera, Demospongiae, Haplosclerida, Niphatidae. The coding region runs from base 23 to 799 and encodes 258 amino acids. The record is from RefSeq and is a predicted model, not a curated record.
AGUGCAAACACUCCCUCCCAAGAUGGCGGAUCAUACAGCUAAGGAUAGUAAACCAAAGUUUGAUAUGUCCCAUUGGUAUUAUUGCUCUUUAUGGUGGAGAAAUUAUCUGUAUUGGCAAUCACAUCUUGCUAAUUCACCUCAAGCUACUACUCAGCCUGUCUAUACCCCGCCAUUUCAUCCUUUUCAACCACCUCCAGUACAAGUGGUAGGAGGAGCUAGAGGACCUUCAUUUACUGUCCAUAUAAGAUUGACUACUGGUUUUGAAACAUACUUUGCUCCACUGUGGCGUCGUGCUGUUGCUGAAGCUAUAGAUACAUUACUUGUGAUGCUAUUACUAAAAUGGAUACUACCAUUGCUUGACUUUCGUAUUCCUGAGGUUCUGUUUCUUGGUACUGAUGAGAUAAUGGGAAUGGAUGAUGAAUCCAUUGAAGAAGUAGCUUGGACUAUGAUUGUAUUCUUCAUCUCUGUCAUUCUAGAGAGAACAGUUCACAUAUUAAUGGAGUUAUUGUGUUGUCAUAAGUUUGGCUGUACACCAGGAAAAUGGCUGCUGGGUUUACGUGUGUUCAACUGUACCUCAUUGCAUUAUACACAAACUGAUCCAUUCAGAACUGUGAAGAUUGAACCAGGAAAUAAACUAGGACUCUGGCAGUCAACAUUAAGAGCUGUCUUUAAAUCAGUAGUCAGUUUGUUCUGUCCUCUUGUUAUAUUCUUUAUUGUUAUGGACAGAGGAAGACCUCAAUAUGAUAGAGCUUUUCGUACUGCAGUUGUACAUUAUAAAUAUUUGUACAGACCAAUUUAAUUAUUUACGGCUUUCACAUCUUUAGAAUUUUAAGUCACUAAUGGCAGUUUAAUUUACUGCAAUCAGUGCAAUGCAGCUUUGUAUGAACACAA